AUGGUCACUACAGCCUUGGUGACACACACCAAGACUGGUCACUACAGCCUUGGUGACCACACCAAGACUGGUCACUACAGUCUUGGUGACCACACCAAGACUGGUCACUACAGUCUUGGUGACCACACCAAGACUGGUCACUACAGCCUUGGUGACCACACCAAGACUGGUCACUACAGUCUUGGUGACCACACCAAGACUGGUCACUACAGUCUUGGUGACCACACCAAGACUGGUCACUACAGUCUUGGUGACCACACCAAGACUGGUCACUACAGUCUUGGUGACCACACCAAGACUGGUCACUACAGCCUUGGUGACCACACCAAGACUGGUCACUACAGCCUUGGUGACCACACCAAGACUGGUCACUACAGUCUUGGUGACCACACCAAGACUGGUCACUACAGUCUUGGUGACCACACCAAGACUGGUCACUACAGCCUUGGUGACCACACCAAGACUGGUCACUACAGCCUUGGUGACCACACCAAGACUGGUCACUACAGCCUUGGUGACCCCACCAAGACUGGUCACUACAGCCUUGGUGACCACACCAAGACUGGUCACUACAGUCUUGGUGACCACACCAAGACUGGUCACUACAGCCUUGGUGACCACACCAAGACUGGUCACUACAGCCUUGGUGACCACACCAAGACUGGUCACUACAGCCUUGGUGACCACACCAAGACUGGUCACUACAGCCUUGGUGACCACACCAAGACUGGUCACUACAGCCUUGGUGACCACACCAAGACUGGUCACUACAGCCUUGGUGACCACACCAAGACUGGUCACUACAGCCUUGGUGACCACACCAAGACUGGUCACUACAUCCUUGGUGACCCCACCAAGACUGGUCACUACAGCCUUGGUGACCACACCAAGACUGGUCACUACAGUCUUGGUGACCACACCAAGACUGGUCACUACAGUCUUGGUGACCACACCAAGACUGGUCACUACAGUCUUGGUGACCACACCAAGACUGGUCACUACAGCCUUGGUGACCACACCAAGACUGGUCACUACAGUCUUGGUGACCACACCAAGACUGGUCACUACAGUCUUGGUGACCACACCAAGACUGGUCACUACAGUCUUGGUGACCACACCAAGACUGGUCACUACAGCCUUGGUGACCACUACUCCUGCUUCACCCUUCUACACCUCUCUACUUAA
Molecule: messenger RNA, 1185 nt
Organism: Procambarus clarkii (red swamp crayfish)
Lineage: Eukaryota; Metazoa; Arthropoda; Malacostraca; Decapoda; Cambaridae
Source: RefSeq, a predicted model, not a curated record